Messenger RNA from Monoraphidium neglectum, 213 nucleotides. RefSeq lists its product as hypothetical. Gene Ontology annotation, molecular function: ATPase-coupled transmembrane transporter activity. The record is from RefSeq and is a predicted model, not a curated record. NCBI's taxonomy places the organism in Eukaryota, Viridiplantae, Chlorophyta, Chlorophyceae, Sphaeropleales, Selenastraceae. The transcript has 3 exons. Gene Ontology annotation, biological process: transmembrane transport. The coding region runs from base 1 to 213 and encodes 70 amino acids. Gene Ontology annotation, cellular component: membrane.
AUGUUCACCAUCGCCCACCGCCUCAACACCAUCAUGGACUCGGACAGGGUGAUUGUGCUGGACGCUGGCCGUGUGGUGGAGGACGGGGAGCCGCACGAGCUGCUGAAGCGCGACCAGGGGAUCUUCACGGGCAUGGUGGAGCAGACAGGCGCCAGCAGCAGCAGGUGUACAAACCCAUGCACGCGCUUUCCAACGGUGCCGCGUAUUGAUUGA